AGAUUCUGGAGAAAUGUAAAGCUAUCUAUACCAAUAUAUACCUUAUUAGAAAAAACCAAUAUAGGGAAAUUUGUGAAUCAAGAUACCUUAGCUUAUCAAUAUGAAUAAUUCAUUCUUGGUAGCACAAAAUUGUGUGUUGUUUCUAGAUAUGGUUCCUUUGUGACUCACUCUCAACUAAAUUGCUUUGAAGUGAGUCUUGUUUGAAAAUUAACUUAGGUUUAUAUGUAUUCUUUUCUUGUUGGCAGAUUGCAAAAAGAAGAGGCACUAUAAGUUUGUGUGAUCAAAGCAAGUGAAGUUGGUGAAAGACUUAAGGUAUUUCUUGCAAAUCACUUUGUAGCAAUGGAUAAGAGUUGGAUGAAAAUUACCAAUAGAAGGUCACAAGAAUAUUUAGAUGGAGUUCAACAGUUUCUGAAUUUCGCAUCUAAUCAUGCAUACCCGGAUGGAACAAUUUCAUGUCCAUGUAAAAAAUGCGUGCAUACGAAUUCAUGGCCUAUAGAUGUUGUACAGGCUCACUUAGUGUCAAAAGGGAUUUGUAGGGGUUAUAACCCUUGGGUUUUUAAUGGGGAAAUAUCGUCUGCGAAGACUUCUACUGAAAUUCCUAGUAGUCAUGUCCAAGAAAACCCAAUAGAGUAUGCUGAUCUUCGUGACAUGUUGCAUGACAUAUUCCCCAUACAAGAUAUGGCAUCUGCGCCAAUGGAAGAAGUCCCUAGUGUGCAACAACCCACAGAAGGUCCUGCAAAAGGUCCUAAUGAAGAUGCACUUAAGUUUAUGAAAUUGCUUGAAGAUGCUAGUCAACCUUGUUAUGAAGGUUGUAAGUAUUUUAGCAAAUUGUCAGCCAUUGUGCAUUUGUACCACAUGAAGUGUCUUAAUGGUUGGACUAACAAAUCAUUUACCAUGUUGCUGGAAUUUUUGCUUGAUUUUCUCCCUUCAAAUUCUAAGUUGCCAAAAGAUUAUUAUGAGGCUAAGAAGAUUAUUAAAGAUCUGGGCUUGAGUUAUGAGAAGAUUCAUGCUUGUCCUAAAGAUUGUGUUUUAUAUUGGAAGGAGAAUGCCAACCUUGAAGCUUGUCCAAAUUGUAACCUUUCAAGAUGGGAAAGUAAUGAGUCUAAAGGUCAACAAAGUACUAAUGCUUCCUCCAAGAAAAGAAAAAAGAAAGCUGCAAAGAUUCUACGAUGGUUCCCUUUAAAGCCAAGAUUGCAACGGCUAUUUAUGUCUCCUGAAACAGCCAAUCAUAUGAAGUGGCAUGCCAAUGGUCGUGUGAAUGACGGGUUAAGGAGACAUCCUGCUGAUUCUGAAGCUUGGAAGUCAUUUGACCGUAAGUAUGUAGAGUUCUCAUCCGAACCUCGUAAUGUGAGGCUUGGAUUAGCAGCUGAUGGAUUCAACCCGUAUGGAAAUAUGAGUACUACUCAUAGUACAUGGCCUGUCAUUUUGAUCCCAUACAAUCUCCCUCCAUGGAUGUGUAUGAAAAGAUCUUAUUUCAUGCUAUCAUUAUUGAUUCCCGGUCCAACCUCACCCGGGAACGAUAUUGAUGUUUUCUUACAACCCCUAGUAGAAGAAUUGAAGGAGUUAUGGGAUGUUGGAGUAGAAACGUUUGAUGUGUCUUCCAAAAAAUCAUUCCAAAUGCAUGUUGCAUUAUUGUGGACUAUAAAUGAUUUUCCUGCAUAUGGUGAUAUCUCGGGUUGGAGUACCAAAGGAUCUCUUGCAUGUCCCUCUUGUAACUAUGAUAAACAAUCUCGUUGGUUAAGAUAUGGAAGAAAAUUUAGUUACAUUGGACAUAGGCGAUUUUUGGAUAGUGAUCAUAGAUUCCGUAAGCAAAAAAAAUCAUUUGAUGGGAAUAUUGAUAACAGAUCAGCUCCGAUUACAAUAUUCGGAGGGGAAAUCAUGUUACAAACGGAUGCUGUAGCCGAUCAUGUGUUUGGGAAGAAAAAAGUUAAUUUGACCAAUAAAAGAAAAGGAGGGGAAGAAGCCUUAACUGUGUGAAAGAAGAUAAGUAUA
Molecule: messenger RNA, 1992 nt
Organism: Quercus robur (English oak)
Lineage: Eukaryota; Viridiplantae; Streptophyta; Magnoliopsida; Fagales; Fagaceae
Exons: 2
Coding region: 340-1977 (545 amino acids)
Source: RefSeq, a predicted model, not a curated record